AAUUAAUUUUCAACCAAAAAGACGGUUUUUAACAAUUCUUCGAGAUGCCCAAUAGUUCGCGUGUCAGGUGGCGCUUUUGGCAAGGUCAAAGAGUGUAUUGUGAAUUGUGUAUUUCAAUUUAAAAUGAAAUUCCAGGGUACAGCUGGGACCAAAUUGAAUUUGAAGUAGAUUUAUUGUGAAAUUUAACGUCCACAAGAUAUAAAGUAUUCAAACUUAAAGUAAUGAAAUGAUAUUGCGUUGUUAUGGAUUUAGAAAUCUACAUAACCUCACUCUUGAUAUGUCAAUAAUUUUCAGAGACGAAAAUGAGUACACUAAUAAAAGAAAAAAAAAUAAAGCGUGGAAAAUUUUGUUGCAUUCCCAAUUGCAGAGUGACACAAUCGGAUUUAUACUUUGGAACGCAUUUUUAUCGUUUUCCAAAAGGACAGUACAGAAUGGAACGCCGCAAACAAUGGAUUUUAGCAAUAGGGAAAAAGAACCCAGAUGGAUCACUUUGGCAGCCAUCUGUAAAUUCGAGAAUUUGCAGUCAACAUUUUGUGGGAAACAAAAAAUCAGAACAUCCCCAUAGCCCCAGUUACAAUCCAACUAUUUUUCCUCCACAAUUUAUCAGUAAGCCUACUGCUCCAAGAAAAAUGGCUGAAAGUAUGGACAGUAAUGAAGACGAGGAAAAUUUUCGGAAAAGGGGAAUCGAUUUGCGCGAGAAUCCUGAAGAAGAGAAACGCGCAAAAAAUACAGGAAAAGCUUAUAUUAAUUGUCAAGGAAAACUGGUACCUGGACGAUCUGUAAAAGAAAUCUGUGUCGAUUCGUCAAAACAUCCAUGUUCCUUAGAUUGUGGAAAAAGAUUAAUUCCCGAAAAUAAGAGAGAGGAUAUUUUUCGAAAUUUUUGGAAUCUACCUAAUCGUCUUCAAAAAUAUGAAUUCGUUUGUCGCCACAUUAGGUUGAUUUCACCGAAACAGAAAAGGUCAAACCCCUUGUCUGGUAAAAAUAGGAAUUACAGCAGAUUAUAUUAUUUGCCAAUAGAUGGUAAACUGGUAAGAGUUUGCAAAAAAACUUUUAUUGCAACCUUAGGCGUUAAUGAACAAUGGCCUAAUUCGUCUUUAAAAAAAUUUGGUCAUCUUUCUACUGCAGAACAAUUGGAUCAAGUAGAAAAUCUGCAGUUAGAAUCUGCUGAUGAAAAUAGUGCGGAAGAAUUUGAGAAGAAGUUUUUUGUGGAUCCAGAAAAGAAAGUUCCAGAUGAGUUCAGUAUGGGCGUAGGUCAAGAAACUGAAGUUACUAAAUUUGCCAUAAAGGAAGAAGUUGUUAUAAAGGAAGAAGUUGCUAUAAAGGAAGAAGUAUUAGAAGAAUGCGAAUUAACCCAAGAAGACGAUCAAUUGGAGGCGAUAUUUUUUAAGGAAGAUCUAAAUUCUCCUAAUCAUUCAGAGAAAAACGAUACAAAUGACGAGAUGGCUGAAUUUGAAGAAAGCAGAAGUGAAGCAUCUGUUAAUGGAGGGAAAAGUUUAAAAAAAGCUUGUGAUAAUUAUUGUUUAUACAACUGCCGCGCAAUUUUAGAAGAGCAGAGGCAACACAUUUUUCAGGAUUUUCAAAAAAUAACGGACAAGUUUGAAAAAUAUCAAUACAUAUCGCGCCUUAUUGAGCAAAGCGAAACUAAAAGUGAAGCUAUUAGCAGAAGAAAAUGUACUCGAAAGUAUUUUUUAGAAAUCAAUGGUGAAUUCAGAAGAGUCUGCCGAAUAAUGUUCAUGGCGACGUUGGAUCUCACCUUUUUCCAGAUCGAAAAAGCUCUCAAACAGUUAGGAGCAAGAGCCGUUAUUUCGGUUGGUGAUAUGAGGGACACUGAAAUAGGUCCAAUUUUAUAGAAAUAACAACUGUUACAGUAAGAAAUUAUUAAUAUUUAUAAAUAAAUUUUAUAUUU
Molecule: messenger RNA, 1906 nt
Organism: Belonocnema kinseyi
Lineage: Eukaryota; Metazoa; Arthropoda; Insecta; Hymenoptera; Cynipidae
Exons: 5
Coding region: 303-1850 (515 amino acids)
Source: RefSeq, a predicted model, not a curated record